AUGCAGCCAAAACGUCCCUCCAGCUCAAGGGACCUCGAGCCAUCGCCAAUGGCCGACAUUAGCCUGUCGCUACGCACCGCCUUUAUGGAUAACACACACUACCGUCGAGAAAGCGACUCGCUAUCGACCAGUGCCCUCAGUUCUGCCAGUGGCAGUCCAACCUCAUCGCCAGGCUCCAGCUGGCCAUUCCGCAAGCAUCGAUUUUCAGGCUCCAACAACACCCACAGCCGCGAUCGAAGCCGCAGCCCCUUUGCCAACAUCAUCCCCUUCUCCUUCCGCCGUUCGUCGCCCUUUUUUCUCCGUCGACGCCCAUCUGCCGUCGAUCUGGCACUGAGCGAAGAGCGAUCUCGCUGUGACGAAGAUUCUAUUGAGCGCGUUGGCCUGAGCCUGAUGGAGCCGCGUCCUGUUGAUCCCAUCCCGAUCGCCAUGGAUUUAAAUGCUCAUGUUUUGGAGGAUAUGACCAGCAAGCGAAGCUCCUGGACACAAUCUUCACAAUGCUCAGUGCUGAACCCGCAACAACCUCGAUAUGUGAUGGGCGGUAUCGUCGAGGUUAUGGAGGGCAAUGCGUGA
Talaromyces proteolyticus is the source of this 570-nucleotide messenger RNA. RefSeq lists its product as uncharacterized. The coding region runs from base 1 to 570 and encodes 189 amino acids. Lineage: Eukaryota; Fungi; Ascomycota; Eurotiomycetes; Eurotiales; Trichocomaceae. The transcript has a single exon. The record is from RefSeq and is a predicted model, not a curated record.